AAGGCUGCCGCGGCUUUACAAAGUUUUGAGCGGUUUAGUCGAUUGCUCGUCUUCAUCUCCAUCAAAAUGGCGCACGUCGUUGCUCUGUUGGGUAGAUCGUCUUUGGUCUGCCCUUCGUCGUUGCGGCAAUUCUUGGGCCAGCCCCGAGGUGCCCCCCCUUGCCGCCUGCGUGCUGGACGGGCGUCAUGGCCCGGGCGUGGUGUCUCUGGGCCCGGCAAUUUCGUUAGCAAAGGGCAUGUCGAAGCUAAAAGUAAAAGCUUGACGAGGGCGCGCAGACUGGCAAGCGGCGCCGCGCGGGCCUUUUUUUCUUUCUGUUUGCGUAGUGCGGCCGCCUCCGGGCGCGCCUGUUCCGCUUUCCUGGACUCACCUACCCCGGUGCGCGGCGCGCGCCCGCCGGCUACCUGUGCCUGCCGCACUUUUCAGGCCCUGCCCGGGCGCUCCGCCGUGUUGCCUAACCGGACCGGCCGCCCGCGCUUCCCCUCCCCUUUGAGUGGGGUCGGGGCGGCGUAGCCAGAACUCCCAUGCCCGUCCGGCCGGGGGCGCGAUCGAUGGAUGUGGCCGGGCGCGUUCGUCUUGGUUGGGUGACGUAUAGCGUUGCCACCCCUUCCUGCGCGGCCUGGCCCGGCGGCGCGGUGGCCGCCGCUGUGAUUUAAGAUAGAAAGAAAGGGAAGCAUCUUGCCUACGAGCGAGGUGUGCUCCCAGUCGCGCGCGGACCUAAAGUUGAGUUGCCG
Molecule: messenger RNA, 731 nt
Organism: Amoebophrya sp. A120
Lineage: Eukaryota; Dinophyceae; Syndiniales; Amoebophryaceae
Source: the annotation of a GenBank genome assembly